This is a messenger RNA of Cladophialophora psammophila CBS 110553, 1728 nucleotides long. RefSeq names its product elongator complex protein 3. Bases 1 to 1728 code for a protein of 575 amino acids. The transcript has a single exon. Gene Ontology annotation, molecular function: iron-sulfur cluster binding; acyltransferase activity, transferring groups other than amino-acyl groups. Lineage: Eukaryota; Fungi; Ascomycota; Eurotiomycetes; Chaetothyriales; Herpotrichiellaceae. The record is from RefSeq and is a predicted model, not a curated record. Gene Ontology annotation, cellular component: elongator holoenzyme complex; cytoplasm; nucleus. Gene Ontology annotation, biological process: tRNA wobble base 5-methoxycarbonylmethyl-2-thiouridinylation.
AUGGCGACUGAGACGGUGAUCAGGGCCAAAGUCAAGGUCGGCAAGAACGAAAAGCUGCCUCCAGAAAAUGUUCGAUUCAUGCAAGCAUGCAAUGACAUUGCGCGCGCUCUCGUCCAAGAAUAUGAAGCCAGCCUGGAUGAGACGAAACCCAAGAAAGAUGUCAACCUCAACAGACUGAGGGGUGAUGUCGCCAAAAAGCACAGGCUCAGCAACUUGCCCCCUCUGACCGCUAUUCUGGCUGCAGUUCCGCCCGAGUUCAAGAAACACCUGAUGCCAAAGCUGAUUGCGAAACCGGUAAGAACAGCCUCAGGUAUUGCUGUGGUUGCUGUCAUGUCAAAGCCACAUCGAUGCCCACACAUUGCGUGGACGGGCCACGCUUGUGUCUACUGUCCGGGCGGUCCUGACUCCGAUUUCGAAUACUCGACACAAUCUUAUACAGGAUACGAGCCGACUUCCAUGCGAGCUAUUCGAGCGCGCUACGAUCCUUUUGAACAGGCGCGUGGAAGAGUCGAUCAAAUCAAGUCUCUCGGACAUAGCGUGGAUAAAGUCGAGUUCAUCAUCAUGGGCGGGACAUUUAUGUCCCUGCCACAGGACUACCGUGAUAACUUUGUCGCUCAGCUACAUAAUGCGUUAUCGGGCUACCAGACCGAAAAUGUUGACGAGGCAGUCAUGGCAGGAGAGAUGUCGAGUAUCAAGUGCGUUGGCAUCACGAUCGAAACGAGGCCUGACUUUGGACAAAUCGACCACCUUUCUGACAUGCUGAGAUAUGGAUGUACCCGGUUGGAGCUUGGUGUCCAGUCUUUGUAUGAGGACGUGGCUCGAGAUACGAACAGAGGUCAUACCGUUGCAGCAGUUGUGGAAGCUUUCAAAUUCUGCAAAGAUGCCGGAUUCAAGGUUGUUUCGCACAUGAUGCCCGAUUUGCCCAACGUUGGUAUGGAACGCGAUAUAUUCCAAUUUCAGGAAUAUUUUGAGAACCCAGACUUCCGGACAGAUGGCCUGAAGAUCUACCCGACACUUGUGAUCCGUGGCACGGGACUUUACGAACUGUGGCGGACCGGUCGCUUCAAGAACUACACCCCCAAUGCACUUGUGGAUCUGGUGGCUAGAAUUCUUGCUUUGGUACCUCCUUGGACAAGAAUAUAUCGUGUACAACGGGACAUCCCCAUGCCCUUGGUCACGUCUGGAGUCGAAAAUGGCAAUCUCCGGGAGCUUGCAUUGUCGCGAAUGAAGGAUUUCGGUACUACAUGUCGAGAUGUUCGAACACGGGAAGUCGGCAUCAACGAGGUGAAGAACAAGAUUCGCCCCUCCCAAGUGGAACUUGUGCGGAGGGAUUACAUGGCAAACGGUGGCUGGGAAACGUUUCUCGCGUAUGAAGAUCCCAAGCAAGAUAUACUUAUUGGCCUGCUGAGGUUGCGGAAAUGCUCAGAUACGCACACAUUCCGACCAGAACUUACAUACCAACCGACAAGCAUCGUCCGCGAGCUUCAUGUGUACGGUUUAGCAGUUCCGAUCCACGGUCGCGAAAAGAGCAGAUUCCAACACCAAGGCUAUGGAACCCUGUUGAUGAAAGAAGCCGAGAAAAUUGCUCGGGAUGAGCAUGGCAGCGAGAAAAUGAGCGUCAUCAGCGGCGUUGGCGUGAGAAGCUACUAUGAACGUCUUGGAUAUUCACUCGAUGGCCCAUACAUGAGCAAGAUGCUCGGUUUCGACGACGAUGAACCCGAAGACUGA